AUGACUAACGGAGAGGAACAAAUUGAUCCUGCUAUGACUGUUACUGCUAACACAGUUUCGGGGAUGCCAGGUCCUAGCCGUCCUACUGCACCUGCAACGGCUAUGCCACCAGCAGAAAAGCCGGGGAAAUUUUCUGGUGUUGACUUUAAGAGAUGGCAGCAAAAGAUGUUCAUUUAUCUGACCACUCUAAGUCUGCAAAGGUUCAUUCAAGAGGAUGUUCCAGUCGUGCUUGAAGGAACCCCUGACAACGAGCGCUUCCUUGUUACUGAUGCUUGGAAGCACUCUGAUUUCCUGUGCAAAAAUUACAUUUUAAGUGGGCUGGAAGAUGGCCUGUACAAUGUUUAUAGCGUCAUGAAAACAUCAAGAGAAUUAUGGAAUGCUCUUGAAAAGAAGUACAAGACUGAAGAUGCUGGACUAAAGAAGUUUGUGGCCGCCAAAUUUCUGGAUUUCAAAAUGAUUGACGGUAAAUCUGUCAUAACGCAAGUCCAAGAAUUGCAAGUUAUUGUUCAUGACCUCCUUGCUGAAGGUAUGGUCAAAAAUGAAGCGUUUCAAGUUGCGGCAUUUAGUGAAAAGCUGCCUCUGCUGUGGAAGGACUUUGAGAAUUACUUGAAACAUAAGCGCAAAGAGAUGACGCUUGAAGACCUUAUUGUUCGUCUACGGAUUGAAGAGGACAACAAGGCUGCUGAAAAGAAAUAUCGUGGAAGUUCAACAAUAAUGGGUGCAAAUAUUAUUGAGGAAGCUUCAACGAGUAAAAAGAGAAAGAAGUCGUCUGGAUCAAAGAAUUAUCCAAGCAAGAAGAAGUUCAAAGGUAAUUGCCACAACUGUGAAAAGGUUGGACACAAGGCUACUGAAUGUCGUGCAGCAAAGAAGGACAAGAAGAAAAGUCAAGCAAACAUGAUUGAGAAGAAUGAUGAAAUAGACGACCUAUGUGCCAUAUUUUCAGAAUGCAACCUAGUCGGAAAUCCUAGAGAAUGGUGGAUUGAUUCGGGAGCAACUCGACAUGUUUGUGCUAACAAGGAGUUGUUUACUUCUUAUGCUCCUGCUGGACCCAACGAGACAAUGUUUAUGGCAAACUCCGCUACUGCAAAAAUUGAAGAAACGGGCAAGGUGGCUUUGAGGAUGACUUCGGGAAAGAUUGUGACUCUAAAAGAUGUUCUUCAUGUUCCUGAAAUGCUUGAAGAAUUUAGUCUCGACAUCACUUCUAGUCAAGAAUGGCUUUAA
This is a messenger RNA of Nicotiana attenuata, 1221 nucleotides long. RefSeq lists its product as uncharacterized. Gene Ontology annotation, molecular function: nucleic acid binding; zinc ion binding. The transcript is spliced from 2 exons. Bases 1 to 1221 code for a protein of 406 amino acids. NCBI's taxonomy places the organism in Eukaryota, Viridiplantae, Streptophyta, Magnoliopsida, Solanales, Solanaceae. The record is from RefSeq and is a predicted model, not a curated record.